Molecule: messenger RNA, 2009 nt
Organism: Sesamum indicum (sesame)
Lineage: Eukaryota; Viridiplantae; Streptophyta; Magnoliopsida; Lamiales; Pedaliaceae
Molecular function (GO): protein binding
Source: RefSeq, a predicted model, not a curated record
AUUCCCACCUUCAAGGAGCACCCGCUACCUUAAUAACAUCAAGAACAUGAAUCCUUGUUCCUGUUCCUGUCCCCGGCAAUUCCUCCAUUCAAGUAUGUAAGAAACAACAAAUGAUAUAUCAAUACCUAGUAAAACCUCCCAUAUGGAGAAAUCUUCGGAUUUUGUUGUUGACACAUACUUGCUGGAUCUGCCCAAUUGUUAUCUCAACCGUAGGCCACGGUUCCAUGCCCCACCGCUGCAGAACGUAGCCUGCCAGCCGCACAGCGCGUUCCACUAUCGAAGCCUGGAAACAGGUGGAAAACAGCAAGAACAAGAACAAGAAAACGGUGCCAAUGCCGGCGCUGACCUAGACAGGCUCUCCGCCCUCCCGGAUAUUAUCUGCCAACACAUCCUCUCGUUUCUCCCCGCCAAAGAUGCAAGGAGGACGGCCCUUGUCUCCAGGCGGUGGCGUUACAUGUGGUACGCCUGCGCUUCCUUCACAUUCAACGAAAGGGAGUUCCACGGACGGCCCCCUCCUUUGCUGCAGUGGCAGUGCAGCAGGCAGAAUUUCAUCAGGUUUGUCGAUGAGGCCCUGGAAUUCCGAAAAAUGUACUUCAAUGAUCUCAGCAUCGAGAAAUUCAAAGUGUCGAUGAGGUUCGUUGAGGAGGUUAGUCCUUGUCUUGAGAAAUGGAUUGCUUUUGCAUUGGAAAGAAAUGUGAAGGAACUGAGCAUCAUUGCAGAGAUGAAAGACUUGAUUGCCGUUGCUGAAUUCUUUCACCCCUUUAGAGUCCCUUAUCUGUUGCCCCAGGCCGUGUUCACCACCAAAUCAAUUCAAUGUUUGGAGAUCGUCUUCUGCGAUCUAAGCAACGUAUCUGGAAGCUCGAUCCACCUGCCUUUCCUCAGGAGCCUUGACAUGAUCAAUGUUCAUAUGAAUGACUCCAUUUUCACAAGCAUACUAUCCGGAAGCCCUUUGCUCGAAAAGAUAAAUCUUUCGCUCGUAUGUGGCCUGGAGAGAAUUCACGUAACUGGCGAGAAACUAAAGAUGCUGGUGGUUUUCAAGUGCUUACCUUUGGAAGAGGUCAUUGUCAAAGCACCAAACAUCGAGUCGUUCCUCUUCAGGGGAAAGAGACAUAGUCUUGAUAAAAUUGAUAUUUCUUCCUGUCGAAAGCUGAAAUUCUUGUGGCUGCAACGUGCCUCGAAUCUAACUGAUGACGCCCUGGAAAAAGUGGCCGCUCUGAAUCUAAACCUGGAAGUAAUGAUCCUAAGCCACUGCUCUGCCUUAAAAAAUGCGGUCGUCCACUCUCCAAACCUGUGGAUGUUUGUUCUGUUUAAGUGCAAGCAUUUGGCUCUGGUUAAGAUCGAAGCUCCAAAUCUACGUGCAUUUGAGUACUCCGGCCACAUGAUCACCUUCUUGUCAGUGGUUUCAUCACCUAAACUAGAUGCCAUAAUCCACAUGGACCGGCCGGAGAUUUGCAGCCGUUGGUAUGCAAAACUGAAGAACAUGUGUUCAAGGUUCGACCACUGCAGGUCACUCUGGAUCCGCUGUGAACACGACAUCGACUUAAUCAUACCACACGAACUGAGAAAACCACUGCUUCCUCAACUCCAGGGCCUCACAGAGUUAAAGAUUCACGUAAGAAAUGGGACGCGAUACCUGGCACAGCUUGAAGACGGGAUUCGUUGGAUCUUUCCAGGAUUGAAGAAUCUGUACGUGGAGUCUGAUGGUUCAACGCACCAUUUCCAGUAUGCUGGCGCCAUCGGAGACGUUGGACCAGCUUGGAGGAAAUGCAGGGACUUUAUCAAACAGGAAAACGAUAGAUUUUAGACAAGCAUUAUGAUGUCUCAAACAUAAACAGAUAUUGGUAAUGUUUGUAACAUGAAAAUCUUACACGACACAAAACAAAUGUUGGCAAUGUUUGCAGCAAGAAAUGCCAAUGUUCCCAGCAGCCUUCUCGUUGAUGCAUCUGGCAGCAGGCAAAUGCAUGUUGUUUGAUGAAUUAUAUGAAUUCCGUAACAACUUUACAAGACUA